AUGGCGGUUCUGGUGUUAGCAGAUAGGAAGAAGUUAUGGGCUAGUAGCGGAAAAGUCGGAAGUUAUGGGCUAGUAGCGGAAAAGUCGGAAAAUAAAUUUCGCUUCAAGUCCGGGUUUAGGCGGGAGAAAACUGAUUUGCCACGUCAUCGAUCCAAACACAGAUCGUUCAUUGCUGUCGAUCCAUUGGUUGGGAUGUGUUUCCUUGUGUUUCGUUGUGGCUGUGCAGUGGAAAUAGCAGGACACGUGGAUGCUUUCCGUUCAAUAACUGUAAGAGAUACAAUCGAUGAUCUCCCGGCCGUAGGGAAUGGAGCAUCCAAGGUGAACUUAGAGUAUGAAAGCGAUCCCAGCUCAUGGUUCCAGAAGAAAAUCCGAGGGGAGAUGGCUGUUUUGACUGAUCACAUUUCGAAAGAAAUGAAUGAGCUGAAUCUGAUUCGAUGCCAGAGAAUUCCAAAGCGGCCAGGUGCUGAUUGGCAAUGCCUUCCAGAUGAAAAGGUGAAGCUCUCUACUGGACAGAUAGUUGACUUGAUACCAUGGUGCCUGCCCAACACAGCCAAGCGCCACAAUCAGUGGAAGGGCCUGUUUGGAAGGUUGGAUUGGGAAGGCAACUUCCCAACUUCCAUUACAGAUCCUCAGCCAAUGGGGAAGGUGGGAAUGUGCUUUCACCCUGACCAGGACAGGAUUCUAACUGUUCGGGAAUGCGCCCGAUCUCAAGGUUUUGCGGAUAGCUACCAGUUUUCGGGCACAAUUCUUCACAAGCAUAGGCAGAUUGGAAAUGCUGUUCCUCCUACUUUGGCCUAUGCAUUGGGGACUAAACUCAAGGAAGCAAUUGACAGCAAGAGGUUGUCUUCACAAGAGUAA
Molecule: messenger RNA, 858 nt
Organism: Prunus armeniaca (apricot)
Lineage: Eukaryota; Viridiplantae; Streptophyta; Magnoliopsida; Rosales; Rosaceae
Source: the annotation of a GenBank genome assembly